AUGGCAAGCAAUGAUUUAUUAAAUAUUUUAAAAUAUUUUGAAAUUGAUGAAAAGAUAGGUUUCGUAUUUCCAAAUCCAUUAACAAAACUUCCGGAAAAAUUCAAACUAUGGCAUGAAAUUGCUGAUGAAAUUCAAGAAUUAAUAGAAAAGAAUAGAUUGGAAGAACGAAUACAACAAUUACCAUUGAUAACUGCAGAUACGCUUAAUACAAAUGAAGAAUUACGCUUAGCUCAUCUUUUAUUGGUAACUUUAGCAGCUGGAUAUGUUUGGCAAGAUGGACCUGAUAAAGCUCGAUUAAGUAUUCCGGCAAAUAUUUCACUGCCAUUAUUCGAUGUAAGCAAUCGUAUAGGCUUAAAACCAAUAGUUUGUCAUGCAUCAGCCUGUUUAGCUAAUUGGAAACCGAUACGGGAAAUGGAAGUUUUCAAUGCUGCAAUGAUUGAUAUCAUCACUUUCCGGUUUACUCAACAUCAUGGUAAUCGAUGGUUUUUUACACUUACUGCUCAGAUAGAAACCGAAUUAGCUGAAGCAAUAUGCGCAAUUGCAAGUGCAUGUCUCUAUGGCAAAAUGGAAGAAAUAACAAUGCGACACAUUUAUAAUGCGGUGACAAAUGCUACAAGUACCAUUCAGGUCUGA
Messenger RNA from Loa loa (African eye worm), 633 nucleotides. RefSeq lists its product as hypothetical. Gene Ontology annotation, molecular function: indoleamine 2,3-dioxygenase activity; metal ion binding; L-tryptophan 2,3-dioxygenase activity. Lineage: Eukaryota; Metazoa; Nematoda; Chromadorea; Rhabditida; Onchocercidae. The record is from RefSeq and is a predicted model, not a curated record. Gene Ontology annotation, cellular component: cytoplasm. The transcript is spliced from 4 exons. Gene Ontology annotation, biological process: 'de novo' NAD+ biosynthetic process from L-tryptophan. Bases 1 to 633 code for a protein of 210 amino acids.